AUGUCUAGCAACAACGCCUCGCUGGGCGCGGCGGUCGAUGACCGCAAAGCGCGUCUCGCCAAGCUCAAGACUCUCAAGCGCAAGCAGCCAGGCGAUGAGGUCGCCGCUCCCGAGUCCACACGGUCCCCGUCGCCCCCAGCGUCCACUGUUCCCGACGUCACCAGACUGCAUCUGUCCGGACGUAACUUCGAUGCCGAGACGAGGGGGCCGAAACUCGGCUUCGAACAGGCUCCGACACUGAAUAUGGAGGGCCCGACAUUGGAGGAAAAGGCUGCACAGGUCGAGGCAGAGGCGAGGAGCAAGGCGCAGGAAGAAGCAGCAGAAGCGGAAAAGGGCAUAGAUCUGUUCAAGCUUCAACCCAAGAAGCCGAACUGGGAUCUGAAGCGGGAUCUUGACCAGAAACUGGAAAUCCUCAACGUGCGGACAGAUAACGCCAUCGCAAAACUGGUGAGAGAACGGAUAGCCAGCUCUAGGAAGGCAGAGAAGGAGAAGCAGAACCAGAAGCUGAACCAAAAGGGGUCGAGCAGCUCAACUGGCGACGGCGAGGCUGUUGGACUGGACGGUGUGGCAUUGGUGGAGGCUAUGAGGGUACGGGAACGAGAGGACGAAGAAGACGAGAGGAGGGAACGGGAAGAUCAGGAUCUCGCGUAG
Molecule: messenger RNA, 651 nt
Organism: Truncatella angustata
Lineage: Eukaryota; Fungi; Ascomycota; Sordariomycetes; Amphisphaeriales; Sporocadaceae
Product: cwf18 pre-mRNA splicing factor-domain-containing protein
Exons: 1
Coding region: 1-651 (216 amino acids)
Cellular component (GO): U2-type spliceosomal complex; post-mRNA release spliceosomal complex
Source: RefSeq, a predicted model, not a curated record